UACAUUUUAGUGAUUCCAUUCUUCAGAUGUGGUUUAACAACAGCAGGAGGCGAUAACUGUGUGUUUACAGUUCACCAUAGAAGUAGAAGAAGGUCCACGUUUUGCAGAAUGCUGCCAUCUGUUGACUACUAUUUAUAGUGUUCAUCUAACCGUUUGUAUUGUGAUGUACACGCUAACUUAACCUGCAAAAAUGAAAAGGUCUAAUAAUCUACCGUUCAACAUUCCAGCAGUAGCUAAAGGAGCCCCAUCAUAUACACAUCAACAUGAACCCCGACGCAGCUUCUCUAUCUGGAAUCCUCACAAAACAAGCCAAAAACCGACCACCACCAGACGUCAGAGAAGGUAUGAUACACAUCCAGAUGAAGGCAGCUGCAGACAACUCAAACAUCCAUCGGGUUUCCACCUCUACUGCUAAGACGGUACCAGCUCAGGCUCGUGGAGGAAAAGCUCCUGUUAGUAAAUGGAAAUCUUCAUUCAGACCAAUAGGAGAUGCAGAACAGGAAGAUGAUAAUUCUCAGGAACAAAGCACAACCAGUCCAGAGAGGGUUGAGCUGUAUGACCCCUAUGAUACUGUCCUGUCUGAUUCUGACGACAACCGCUCUCCACUCAGUAACGAAGACAUCCAAGAAACCCAACAUUUGUCUCCAGGUAGAGAGUGUCUUGACAGCCACCACUGGGACUCCUCUUACUCUGAGCCUGGGAACCGAGUCACAGACAGACGUGAAUUUAGCCCCGAAGUCUCAGAGAGUCCAUUAGAGAGUCGAGGUCCCAGUCUGGGUCAUCACCAGGUGUUCAGUCCAGAAACCGCAUCACCUGACGGACCAGAUUAUGGCUCCACCAGUAGACCUUUAGACCACAGGGGCCACAGCUCUGACAGACAUAUCCAUAGCUCAUCCACCCAACGGUUUUCUGGACCUUAUGGAGGACAGACGACCGACGGACCAGAAUACAGAGCAGAGAUAGGUACGUCUGUUAGAUUAUCACCACCAAGGGUACAUCACAACUACAAACAUCAUUCAGGCCUGGACCAAAUUAUACCAGUGACAAGAAAGGAGAACAAGAGUAUAAUAAUGGACAGGGAACCUAUCAGCUGUGACCUUUGUGAUGUGGAACUGGCCAAUGGGCAGGAACUGGAGGAUCAUCUAGAGACCAAGACUCACUGGGACACACUGGAACUCAUCCAGCAGCACAACAACUAUGAUGAUAUCACCAUAGCUUUUCUACAGGAUGUUAUGCUGUAUAAAGGCCAUAAUUGCAGCCGGGCCAUAGAGGAAAGUGCUCUUCAAGCUCUGCAGGAAAACGACCACAUGACGAAGGUUGAAAUGUUCCACUGUGCAGCUUGUAACACCUUCGUAUCCACUUCUGCACUGUCGGUGCAGAGUCACAUCACUUCUCAGGAACAUCUCAGCAACACAAAGGAGUUUGAAGUGCAGCAGAGACGUACUUGCCUUGAUAAAGCAAAGACCAUGAUGGAGAAGCUGCAACCUCAGUUUGAAGACUUCAAACAGGGUAUCAGCCUGUUCAACUGAAAUCGACACCGUGGAAAUUCGACCAGACAAUAUUAAAAUCACCACAGAUAAACCUACUCAUGUACAGCCUGUUACAAAAAACAUUAGGUUUUCUAAGUUUAUAUACAAUAUAUUGUAUCAUUUCCUUGUCAUUUUAUACCUUUUUUAUGUUUUUAUGUGUGCAGAAAUGAUCAGAAGUGAAGUCAAUUUUCUUUGCCUUUUUAUUUAGAACAACACAAAUGUUUUAAGCAUUAUCUGUGAUAUAGUACAUUUAAAAUUAAAUUAUUUCAAAACAGUAUAUUUAAAACAUUAAAUAUAGGUGACAUGUAUGAAGGGCGUCAUCAGCACUGGCUGUGCGUGUAGGAUUUUUUUUCUUAACCACCUUCAGUUUAAAUUUUGGGUUUGUAUUAGAAACAAUGCAGUUACGGAAAUACUAUUAAACACUUUCUAUGCAUAA
Molecule: messenger RNA, 1965 nt
Organism: Sphaeramia orbicularis (orbiculate cardinalfish)
Lineage: Eukaryota; Metazoa; Chordata; Actinopteri; Kurtiformes; Apogonidae
Product: DBIRD complex subunit ZNF326
Exons: 12
Coding region: 264-1529 (421 amino acids)
Biological process (GO): regulation of DNA-templated transcription elongation
Cellular component (GO): DBIRD complex; nucleus
Molecular function (GO): DNA binding; zinc ion binding
Source: RefSeq, a predicted model, not a curated record